Castor canadensis (American beaver) is the source of this 1986-nucleotide messenger RNA. RefSeq names its product LYR motif containing 2 (gene Lyrm2). Lineage: Eukaryota; Metazoa; Chordata; Mammalia; Rodentia; Castoridae. The record is from RefSeq and is a predicted model, not a curated record. Gene Ontology annotation, cellular component: mitochondrion.
UUGGCGGACAUGGCCGCCUCUCGUUUGCCUCCAGCAACGCUAACGCUAAAGCAGUUCAUGAGAAGGCAACAAGUUCUCCUCCUCUACAGAAGGAUUUUGCGAGCCAUUCGACAAGUUCCAAAUGAUUCUGAUCGCAGAUACCUGAAAGACUGGGCGAGGGAAGAAUUCAAAAGAAACAAAAGUGCCACCGAAGAGGAUACCAUACGUAUGAUGAUUACGCAAGGCAAUAUGCAGCUAAAGGAGUUAGAAAAAACACUUGCUUUAGCAAAAUAACUAUACCUGUCUUCUGAAGGAUUUUCAAAUCUCCAAAGCCAGCCUAACAAGUUGCCAGUUAGCACCUGAAAGGAUGAUCACGUCAUCAGGGAAGUGAUGACUGUGAAGAGAGUAGCUUAAUGAACACAUCGAAACACUUACCAAAAAAGAGAAAAAGACUGUAGGCAACUUCUGGUUGAGAUUCUGAAAUUUAACAUCCAUGUAGAACAGUGUAAGUCAUUAAGGAAGAUCCUUGGUGGCUAGUUUUCCUCCAGGGAUGUGAAAAACAAUUGGGAGAAUACAUUGAUUUCAGGACACUUGAAAAAAGGUCAGAUUCGUCAGAUUCGGAGCAUACAAUUAACUGAGUGAGAGCUGUGGAGGGUGCUGGAAUUUCGAUCCUGCACACUGAAGUCCUCUAUUCAUUAGCAGAACUAAGAAGCUAGCUCAAGAAUCUGACCAGCACUUGAAAGAUAGAGACAGACUUGCAAAAUGAUACAAGCUAUUUAGUGCUGGACUGUGCCAGUGGAGAUGUAGAAACUGUAUGUUGAUAACCUGGACUGCCACCCACCUCCUGUAGCCCCAGUCCAUGACAGAAAUCUGAAUAGCCUUCCAUGGGGGCAAUCGGACAAAUGCAUACAGAGCCAAUUUUUAGGUUUUCAUGUAGGUGUAUGUCAGUUAACUUACUGUAAAACCAUUUGACAAACGGGAGAAACAUUUGUAAAUAGAACACUUGUGAAAUAUUUUGUGUUACAAUUGAAAUGCACACUCAGACUUACGUAAAAUGUUGAAACUUGAAAUCAUCCUUUAAUGAGACAAGGAAGUUGGUGAUAUUCUUGCUAGCAGUAGUGUAUACUGAAUGCUUCGAAGGAGUACUUGUGCAUUGAAUUUGCAAGAUGCAAAUAUCAGACUCCAAGAAAACCUAAGCUGCACUUUGCUUUGAUUUUGUUUUUUAAAACAGGUUCAACACUACAAGUUGAAUUAUUUUUCAAAGGCUACAAUUAUAAUGGUCAUGCUCUUUUAUCUUUAAAGAACAUUUUACUUUGUUCACUUACAUGCUUAGAUUGUCCCUUCUGAAUUGUAGGCUGAGUCCUAUUUAGCUUAAGAGGACAUUGAUUUAACAAUUUUUCCUCAGGUAUGAAACCACAAUCAAGACGUUGGCCAAGGGCUGGACGUGCAGCUCGAGUAGUAGAGUACUGCUUAGCAAGCACAGGGUUCAAACCUUAGGACUGCCAAAGAAAAAAACGGCCAGAAUGGAACCGCUAGGAAACACAUUCUAUUCAUUGCAAAGUGAUCUCUAUCAGUAUUCUAGACUAGACAACAUCCAUGUUUCUGGGCCUUCCCUGUAAACUAUCCUCCCGUUUGAAUGCUCUACUUUCGUUCCUAAGUUUAAAUUUAAGACGUUUGAAUGUUCAGCUUCAUGCAUGUGAACUAUAUCAAAUCAAUCAUUUUGUAUUUAGAAAAUUUGUUUUGUACAAGAGCUUUGUGGCAUGACAAGUGGGUAUGACCAUUUUAUAACAAUUUGCUCCUUUAACAUUCUCCCCUUUUAAAAUGUGUGAACAGAUUGGGAAUUUUUAAUUCAUAAUAAAAGAAUUGCUGUGGUUGUGCUAUUUGUAUUACAACAGUCAUGCCAAGAAACACUGGUAUCAGAGGAGUGCCCAUGCUGACCUAAACUGUCUCCCGCAGGGAAUAUCUAAGAAAAAUGCCAGUGAGAACAAAGCAGCAGUCUACCUUGGG